Molecule: messenger RNA, 3396 nt
Organism: Dicentrarchus labrax (European seabass)
Lineage: Eukaryota; Metazoa; Chordata; Actinopteri; Moronidae
Gene: kcne4
Product: potassium voltage-gated channel, Isk-related family, member 4
Exons: 2
Coding region: 1690-2235 (181 amino acids)
Biological process (GO): potassium ion export across plasma membrane; regulation of ventricular cardiac muscle cell membrane repolarization; regulation of heart rate by cardiac conduction
Cellular component (GO): membrane
Molecular function (GO): transmembrane transporter binding; delayed rectifier potassium channel activity; potassium channel regulator activity
Source: RefSeq, a predicted model, not a curated record
AUGCCUGUGUGACCAAAAGACAGACGGAUGAUGCCAUUUAUUUGUGUCUGUAGCGCUGAGUGAAAUCAGUCUUCACUAAUUCAAUAAUAGUUAUGAGUGAUUGGAAGCUAAUCCAAUUCAACCAUUAAUGCUCAGCAUUUAUUACGGUAUUGAGGCGUAAAUUCCCAGUGUUGUCAGACUGAUCCUUGACUGUGCCUUGGGAACAGGGAGGAGUUCAGUCGGACUAUCAAAUUAAAUCAGUCAUUCGGAGAUCACGUUUUUAAAAAAAGGAGCCACCCUUAGAAUGGCCCAAAAAUCGCUUUUACUUCUAAAUGAGCUUGGUUUUCUGCUUCGCCAAGGUUGCUGCUGCAUGCAUUAAACAUCUGCAGGAUAAGAUCUCUUUUUUUAAUGAGACUUGUUCAUGUUUCUAAAUCAAAAUCCUAGCUUUGACACAGAAUUCUGCUGUGAAAAGUAAUUAUUCCAGUACUAUACUUAAAGAUAACUUUGAGCUACUCAACUCACUUAACUUGCUUUUUAUGUUUUAGAUUAAGAUUUGACAUUGAUAAAACAUUGUUAAAUGCUAAGGAGGUUAGCAUUAACAGACCAGUGUGUUUUUUAGUUUUAGUAGUGGCAUCUAGCGGUGAAGUUGCAGAUUGCAACUUUCCCGCUCGCUUUCCAAGUAUGUAGGAGAAACUACGAUGACUGUGAAACUCAAGAGUCAUUUGAAAGUCCCUAUUUCCUAUCUAGAACAAUGUAGUAUAAUAAUAUGGAAUACAUUAGGUACAUUUUGCUGAUAAUACCUCUGUACUUUUACUGAAGUAGGAUUUCAAAUGCAGGGAUUUUUACAUUGUUUUUAUUGGUAGUUUUACUUUAGUAAAAGGCCAGAUGAAAAAGAUGUUCCUUUAGACUUAUUGCAAAUCAUAUGAAUCUGAAUAUUUGUCAUUAUAAAUACAAUUUCCAUCAUGGAAUCAUGGUGUGCCUGUCUCUGUAUCACUCAUACACUCAGAGAAAUGAUUUGUUUUUGAUUGUAUUCUCUGUGUCAUUUCCACCAUGUCAUUCUUGAAUGUUUUGCAUGAUUGCAUUCAUGGGCUUUUGGUUCAUUUGCAAGGAAAUUGAUUUGAGGAGAGUAGAUGUGUUUAUUGUUUGUGCCUCAGGAUAAUACAGAGGCUAGAUGGAAAAUAAGGAGACUGGUGCAGUCAGCAUGGUAUUUGUAGAUAUGGCCAUGCAUCCUUACACACUCUGACAGUGUGAUUGAGGGACUUUAGGAUUAAUUCAUCACCAGUUUCUAAAAAGUCAGAAUUCCGCCUUAAAUGUAUUUUUCCAUCACAUCCCCUCAAGGCCUCUUUCUGUCAGACUCUAGAGAGAUGAUGUAGUAGUUCUUCAGUAAGUUUAAUAUACUCAUGGGCAUUUAAUGAUUUCAUCAGAUCCCCCUCGAGGCGUGAAUAACAUUAAAAGAUACUCAGUUUGUUCUUUAUUUUUUAACAUAACGUCCCUUCAGGGCUUCCAUAGACACAGGAUUCAUGUUACAAUCAGUCCCCAUCAUGUGACUCAUGAUGACACUGCUGGGUCUCUAUAUAAAUAACUUCAUCCUUUUAGUAGUGCUGCCAAACUCCAGAAGAGCUGCAAGAAGAUACCAGCGGUAACACUUUGCAUGAGACUUAGCUCUUUGUUUGCACUUUCAAGGUUCUCCGCGUAGGCUGCACUAAUAAAAUGGAGCACCUGGAAAACUCCACAGCCUCCCCCAAACGCCUCUUCCUGCACACGCAGAGCACCGCGGACUCCCAGGCGGACAACAAUGACGGGAACGCGUACCUGUACAUACUAAUAGUCAUGUCUUUCUACGGAGUCUUCCUCUGCGGUAUAAUGCUGGGCUACUUCCGCUCCAAAAGGAGAGAGAAGAGGAGGGUCAACAUCUUCACGCGCCUGGUGCACGAGGAGGAGCAGCGGGAGUGGGGCGCGCUGCCCAAGAAACACAGCCUCACCUUUCCCGCCGCCGUCUCGGGACUGCGCUCGGUGCAGGUGUCGCUGCCUUUCUGCGGUAACCACGGCAACCACUUUGGACAUCUCCACUAUGAGGGCGCGCUGCCCUCUCCGCUGGCGUGCGCGCUGUGCACGGAGCAGAGCAGCAUCAGUUCCCUGUGCUCCUCCGCGGACACGCGCUUGGCAAUAGAGGAGGAGUCGGACAGCGGCACGGCGGAGGUACCGGAGGGGACCGCGAAGGGAGGAUCCGACAACAGCGGACACGACUCAGGCUGAGCUCCGCCCAGAAGAACUGUGUGUUCGGCCGCAAAGAGGAGAAAACAUCACCUGCAGAGGAGACCUGGUUCUCAGGCGUCUUCACAUCACAGAAGACAAACAGUCCAACCAACAGCAACUUAAAUCAUCUAUUUGCCAUUAAAAUCCUCCUCAAACCAACGUCAUCCAUGAUAUAUAUAGUCAAACAAGGCUAUAUGGCCGAUGUGAUAUGUGUUAGUCAGUAAAGAGCUGACCGUUUAGAGGGGGCACUGGUGCAGAAUGGGUUUUAUCUGAUGUGUUUUGAACUGAUUUCAAACAUUUUUGCAUGAUCUCUGACAGUAAGAACAUAUUUUGACUCAAGUGCUCAAUGGUGAGGUUACGACACCCAGUGGCAACAUGAAACCACACACACACACACACACACACACACACACACACCUUUCUUGUUUAAAUACUUUAAAUCUAAAUGACAAGACUACAUAUGACUAAGUUAUCAUUUAUGUCAGCUGUUAAGAUAACCUUUAGAUGGUGGUGUAAUUAUUUCAUUCUAUUCUAUUCAGUACAACCUUAUUUAUCACUGCAAGGGUAGUUGCAUGCAGCAGCUCACCACCCAGGUCAACAUACACACAUUAAGUAGGAGAGGAAAGAAUAAAACACAGUUAAUAAUAACUGGAUAAUAUCCACAUAUAUCUAAAAACAUACACAGGUGAAGCUGUAAAAAGGAAUAGAAUAUUAUAUUAAAUGAAACUGGGCUACACCCAGUGGAAUAAAACACUAUUUACACUUACACUGUAUUAUUCCAUUGUACAGCUAUGACUUUGCCUGAUUUGGUGGUGACCCCUCCCUGUUGGAGCGCCCUCCUGACGCCACACUGAGAACCAACCCACUGGUUUGGAGUGAUGACUCACCCUGCAGGGGCCUGAGUGACAGACUGAACUUGACAUGCUCUUGCCAACAUGGUCUCGAGUAUUGAAACGCACCUGGAACCCACUUGAAAGAUUGUCUGAACUAAAAUGUGUUUGUUGUAGCUUCACGAUCGACACUGCUCACACACAGUCAGCGAUGUAGGUUUACUUGAUGAAAGCAAUGCACUGUACAUAUUGUUGGUAUUUUUCACUUCAUGAGGCUUGAUUUUAAGAUGGAGUCUUUGUAGUGUUUGAAAAAUAAAUUCUUAGAUUUUGA